AUGCGUUCCGACAGCAAGGACGUCCGUCCCGAUGACUUUCCUCGCCCAUCAGAAGAUGAGCAGGGGCUCACCCUGGAGAAAGACUGGACCGUGGAGGAGGAGGCAAAGGCCAAGCGAAAGCUCGACCUCAUCAUCAUGCCGCUUCUGACCCUGGGAUUCUUUUGCCUCCAGCUUGACCGUGGCAAUAUCUCCAACGCCAUUACCGACAACAUGAUGGAAGAUAUUGGGAUCACCCAGAACCAGUUCAACAUCGGCCAGCAGAUGCUGUCCUUGGGCAUCGUGCUUUUCGAGAUCCCAUCCAACAUGAUUUUAUACCGCGUGGGCCCCGGCAAGUGGCUGACUCUGCAGCUGUUUCUCUUCGGCACCGUCAGCACAUUCCAAGCGUUCCAAAAUAACUAUGGCUCCUUCAUUGCCAGUCGCUUCUUGCUUGGUGUGACGGAAUCAGGCUUCAUCCCUGGCGGCUUGUGGACUUUGUCGACGUGGUAUACCAGAACAGAGACUGCCAAAAGAGUCAUGAUCUUCUACUUUGGCAAUCAACUUGGUCAAGCUUCGUCAAAGCUCCUUGCAUAUGGUAUCCUGCAUAUGCGGGGCGUCGGCGGGCAAUCGGGGUGGUUUUGGCUGUUCACUAUCAUGGGCCUUUUCACCAUUGCUUCGGGUAUGGUCUUGGGCUUCUGCCUUCCGGAUUCGUUCAAGAGCCCUCACUCCACCUUCCUGCCGAAACGUAAGAUGUUUACGGACCGGGAGAUUCACAUCCUCAACACGCGUGUACUGCUCGAUGACCCCAUGAAAGGCAAGAAGAAGAAACGCAUCGGCAUUGCCGCGUUCAAGAAGGCGUUCUCCAACUGGCGCGUGUGGGUACACGUUACCAUCUCGCUCUGCAACAAUGGCCCGCAACGUGCCUUCGACACUUACGCUCCUUCCCUGGUCAACGGUUUCGGAUUCGCGGCAUUGACCAGCAACGCUUUGGCGUCCGUCGGUCUAUUCCUACAGACGCCUGUCUCGUUUGCUUUCAGCUAUGUGUCGGACCAUUUUGAUCGUCGCGGAGAGACUGUGCUCGCAGGCAUGAGUUGUCAUGUCCUGGCUUAUGUCUUCAAUCGAACCUUUACCGAGCUGAACUCCCGUGGAGUGCGGUACUUUGGUGUUAUUUGGACGCAGACAUUUGGCACUUUCUCGCAUCCUCUGAACAUAACAUGGCUAUCGUUGACGUGCACGGACUCUGAGGAAAGAGCGCUUGCAAUGGCGAUGAUUAUCAUGGGAGCCAACACAGCUGGCAUUUACGGAGCACAGCUGUUCCGCCAAGACGACCGACCACGUUACCGUCGCGGAUUCACUGUCAACAUUGCCAUUCUGGCAUUCGGCACCGGUCUGGUCGUCAUCAGAUACAUCGAGGAUCGGAUCUGGAAGAAGAAGCGUCGUGCGGCAGAGAUACACGACUCCAGCAGUGAGGACCGCGUGCAGAGUGAUGACCGGAUCGGUGUCAGAGAUGAGAAGCGGGUUGAAGCUUAG
Molecule: messenger RNA, 1506 nt
Organism: Cyphellophora europaea CBS 101466
Lineage: Eukaryota; Fungi; Ascomycota; Eurotiomycetes; Chaetothyriales; Cyphellophoraceae
Exons: 5
Coding region: 1-1506 (501 amino acids)
Biological process (GO): transmembrane transport
Cellular component (GO): membrane
Molecular function (GO): transmembrane transporter activity
Source: RefSeq, a predicted model, not a curated record